AUGCCGCCCGAGCGCCGCGCGGCCCUGCUGGCACUGGCGGGCGUGACGCCGGAGCAGGCUGCGGCAGCGGCGGCCGCACCACCCGCGCCACGACUCUCCAAGGGAUGGCCCUUCCCUUCCAACCUGCCGCCACGGGAGCGGCUCGUGCAAUACCUGGGAGGCCUGCACCAGGAGCAGCUGGAGGGGCAGCAGCAGGCGGCGCAGCAGCAGGCGCAGCCGCCGCAGCAGGCGCAGCCGCCGCAGGUUCAGCCGCCGCAGCAGGCGCCGCAGCAGGAGCAGCAGACACAGGCGCCCGUUUGCCAGCAGGCGCAGGCGCGGCCGCGGGAAGGGAAGGCGGGGAGGCCGCCGCCGCAGCAACAGCAGCCACGGCCCAUACUUCUGGAGCUGCUGCAGCAGAGCCGCACUUUCCAGUCGCCAGACUGUGCAGAUGCCAUGGCCGAGGAGCUGGGGGUUGGGGACCUGCACCGCAGCCUGCGGGGAUCCCUCCUGCCCGCCCACCAGGCCAGCGAGGAGGCGGUGGCGGCGGCGCGGCAGGCGCUGCGCGCGGCGCUGCGCGCAGCGUGGAGCGGUGAGGCGCUGAGGCGCGGCGUGGCGCUGGCCAAGUGCGGCGACCUGCAGGCCGCGCUGCCCUGCUACGGCCAGGCUCUGGAUCUAGACCCCGGCAGCGCCGACGCCCUGGUGGCGCGGGGGGCUGCCCACGCCAACCUGGAGCAGUGGCAGCUGGCCUCGGGUGGGCUUGAGGCGGGGAGGUGGUGGGAGGGGUGGGAUGACCUGGAAGCUGCCCUGCAGCUGCAGCCGCAGCACCCCAACGCUGCCGAGUAUCUUGCGGCGGUACAAGCCAAGGCACGGGCCAGCGGGACGCGCCUGCUGGCCCUGGCCGCCAGCCACCAGCAGGCAGCCGCGCAGCGGCAGGAACAGGCGGGCGACGCCGCAGGGGCGCGGCAGGCGCAGCAGCGGAGGGGCGGCACGGAUGGCGCCGCCGGCGAGUACCGCGGAGCUGCGGCGCAGCAGCAGUGGCAGCAGGAGUGGGAGCGGCAGGAGCCGCGGCAGGAGCCCCGGCAGCUGCCGGGCAGCCGCGUCCAGUCGGGGGGACAGCCCUGCCCGGUGCGGGACUCGCAGCAGUACCACUAUCAAGCAAGCCAGCAGCUGCAGCGGGAUCGGGAGGCAGGGCCCGACAGCGACGGAGACGGCGGCAGGAAGCGGCGGAGAAGCGGGGCCACCCAUAGCAGCCGCAGCCGCAGCCGCAGCACGAGCGGCAGCCGGCGGGGCCGGCGGCGCCGCAGCGGCAGCCGCGAGGGCGGCCGCGGCCGCGGCAGCACCACCAGCAGCAGCAGCAGCAGCGCCGCCAGCAGCGGCAGGAGCGAGGGGGAGGAGCAGGCGCACCAGCAGUACGGCAGCGGGACCGCCAACGGGGCCACCAGUGACGCAGCUGCAGGCGGCGGCGGCGGUGGGAUGGAUGUGGCCACUGCCCUCACGAUUGUUGCUCAGCACUACAAGCACAGCAGGCGUGGUAAGGAGGGCAAGGCAAAGCGCGGGAAGAAAGACAAGGGCAGCAAGCGGAGACAGCACAAGAAGCAGAAGAAGCACAAACGGCACAAGCGGUGA
Messenger RNA from Chlorella variabilis, 1605 nucleotides. RefSeq lists its product as hypothetical. The transcript has 6 exons. Gene Ontology annotation, molecular function: protein binding. The record is from RefSeq and is a predicted model, not a curated record. Bases 1 to 1605 code for a protein of 534 amino acids. Lineage: Eukaryota; Viridiplantae; Chlorophyta; Trebouxiophyceae; Chlorellales; Chlorellaceae.